GAUCAGGCACUGUUUUUUUCACUUACGCGAUGAUGUAGAAAAGAGAACCCCUGCAAGUGAGCAUUGUAUUCUUUUCCCUAUCAAACGAAAAACAACUGAAGAUGCCAUAUUAGAGGAGAAAAUUAAAAACUUUGUGGUCUCUCUCCUCCCGGCCUGUCUUUCUUUUCUUCAUUCUUAUUUUUUUUUUUCGAAAGUUUAUCUUCCUUCCUGAGCUUGAUGGGCAGAUAUAAACAAAUAAAAUCACCCCCCAUAUGUACCUAGCUCUUAUCUUCGAUCAAUAUUAAACCCUUGAGAAUUCAGUACUUUCUAUAUAGAUCUUUUGAUAUAAUUUCUAGGAGAGCUCCAUGCUGGGGGGUUCAGAUGUUUUAGGAAGCUCUGGCGGCGAGAGGGAAGUGGUUGCCAGAGCUCAUGAUGUUGACGGCGAUGAGGGGGUUGUUGUUGGGUCUAAAUCCGGCGAAGAAGAUAAUAAGGUUAACGGAGGAGAUCAUGAGGGUGGUGAGAGCAGUCACUGCGGUGGAAACCGAUGGCCUCGACAGGAAACGUUGGCACUCUUGAAGAUACGGUCUGAUAUGGAUGUGGUGUUUCGAGACUCAAAUCUUAAAGGUCCAUUAUGGGAAGAGAUUGCAAGGAAACUAGCAGAUCUUGGUUAUAAUCGAAGCGCCAAGAAAUGUAAGGAGAAAUUCGAGAAUGUCUACAAAUACCACAAAAGAACAAAAGAAGGUCGAACUGGGAAGCCAGAAGGAAAGGCCGCCUAUCGGUUUUUUGAUCAAUUACAAGCAUUCGAGAGCCAACCUAGUAGGAGUACUGUCGGAUACCCCAAACCUAAAGCAUCUUCUUCCACCAGAGUUUCUCAUAUCACUGUUCCAUUGAAAUCAAACCCUACAUUCAUUUCUCAGAAUCUGAAUGUGGCUGUCUUUCCAACAAUAUCAAACUCAACAGCUUCUCCAGUACAAGCAAAAGAACCUGCAAUUUUUUCAGCACAAACAAACAACCCACGACGCGGUGAUCUUUUCCAAAGCACAAUAUCUGCAAAUCUGUUUUCUAGUACAUCUACCUCCUCUUCAACAGCGUCUGAUCAAGAACUCCAAGCACGCUAUAAGAGAAAGAGGAAAUGGAAGGGCUUUUUCCGGAGGAUAGCCAAGGAGGUAAUCGAGAAGCAAGAGAAGCUGCAGCAGAAAUUCUUGGAAGCCAUAGAUAAGCAGGAAAACGAAAGAACGGUUCGAGAAGAAGCAUGGAGGAUGCAAGAGAUGGAACGAAUCAAUCGAGAACAUGAAGUGUUAGUCCAAGAAUGUUCCACGGCAGCAGCAAAUGACGCAGCAAUAAUUGCAUUCUUGCAAAAGUUAUCCGGACAACGCCUACCAACACAAGCACAUGAUGACAACAACACCGUGCUGUCACUGACAUUAAUGCCUCGGCCACUGCCGCCGCAAUUGUCGAACAAAUCCGAUCUUCAGAAAAUGGGUAGCUUUGAGAAUAUUUCUACACUAACGAGCUCAUCUAGAUGGCCGAAGGCUGAAGUUCAGGCUCUGAUAAGGAUUCGGAAAAGCCUUGAACUGAAGUAUCAGGAAAGUGGACCAAAAGGGCCAAUGUGGGAGGACAUCUCGGCAGGCAUGCGCAGGCUUGGAUAUAUCAGGAGUGCGAAGAGAUGCAAGGAGAAAUGGGAAAACAUUAACAAGUACUUCAAGAAGGUGAAGGAUAGAAACUUGAAACGGCGAGAGGAUUCGAAGACAUGUCCGUACUUCCAACAGUUGGAUGCACUAUACAAAGAGAAGAACAAGAUCGUCAAUAGCUCAGUCGUCAGUACUCCUCCUGGACAUAGUGUGAAGCCGGCCAGUUGGGGCCUGAUGGAGCCAUUGAUGGUGCAGCCAGAGCGGCAGUGGCGUCCUAUACAAGAAGACAUUAACCUACCGCAGUCGACGGCGCCGAUAUUGGGAUCAGAUAUUUAUCACGAUGAUCAUAGGGAAAAUGUGGAACAAAAUCAAGAAGUAGGUAGAGAUGCAGAUGAUGAUGAGGAAGAAGAAGAUGGCGGCGGCGGUAAUGAGAUGGUAAUAAAGAAACCUUCUUUAAUGGAAAAUAUUGAAUGACACAAGAUAGGGAAUUGCUUCUUAUAAGUUAAUUAAUAUUGUUAGUGGUGUUAUUUAUUCACAAUAAUACACAAUAAUUUAUAUUGCUAGCAAAAUGAGGGAAAAGUACUUUUUUUUUUUUUUU
Messenger RNA from Carya illinoinensis, 2208 nucleotides. RefSeq names its product trihelix transcription factor DF1-like. The record is from RefSeq and is a predicted model, not a curated record. NCBI's taxonomy places the organism in Eukaryota, Viridiplantae, Streptophyta, Magnoliopsida, Fagales, Juglandaceae. The transcript is spliced from 2 exons. Bases 345 to 2084 code for a protein of 579 amino acids.